Messenger RNA from Macrosiphum euphorbiae (potato aphid), 432 nucleotides. Lineage: Eukaryota; Metazoa; Arthropoda; Insecta; Hemiptera; Aphididae. The record is from the annotation of a GenBank genome assembly.
AUGGAACAUUUACUUAGCACAAACAUUGUGUUUGCAAUUGUAAUGGCAUUGUUGGUAGUACAGUCAUCUACACGACCACAACCAGAUGAAUUGGAGGAAAUAAAAAAGACACUGUACAAUGCAUGUGUUUCAAAGUUUCCAAUUUCGGAAGAAAUCAGAAAUAAUGCGAAAAAUUCUAUAAUUUCAGAUGACCCAACUUUCAAAUGCUUUUUAAAGUGUUGCUUCGACGAGAUGUCAAUGAUUGAUGAAGACGGUAUUAUAGAUGGGGAUUCAUUGAAAGCAAUGGCCCCGGACCAUAUUAAGCCGAUUUUAGAGGAAGUCGUCCCGAUUUGUUUAAAAGAUGUUAAGCAAGAUGGUUGUGAAGCUUCAUUCCAAUUCUUAGCCUGUGGUAUAAAAUUAAAUCCAUUAACUGUUCAACUAUUGCCACUGUGA